This is a messenger RNA of Ahaetulla prasina, 2111 nucleotides long. It is a transcript of the gene SLC25A14, whose product is annotated as solute carrier family 25 member 14. NCBI's taxonomy places the organism in Eukaryota, Metazoa, Chordata, Lepidosauria, Squamata, Colubridae. Gene Ontology annotation, biological process: transmembrane transport; mitochondrial transport. The coding region runs from base 656 to 1606 and encodes 316 amino acids. The transcript is spliced from 11 exons. Gene Ontology annotation, cellular component: mitochondrial membrane. The record is from RefSeq and is a predicted model, not a curated record.
CUUCCAGGCACAUUUCAAAGUGCUGAUUGUAAUUGAUGAAGCCCCUUUGAUCCCAGAUUCCUUCAAGGCUGCCUCUGUAUGAAAUUCAUUUCUUCCGGACUUUUCUCCCAAGUGGAGAUGCAAAGGUUAAGUGAGAUGCAGCUUCCGUCCUUGCCAUAGGACCAGCCAAGAUGGCUUCUAUGCUGGUUUGCUCCCCAGUUUGCCUAAUGAUGGAAAGGUGCCCUUGGCAAGAUCAAAGCCUUCUCCUCCCCUCUGGGCUCCGCCCCCUCUUGGUUGAGCCACGCCUCCCUCGGAUCUUGCGGAGAACACCUUAGCAGAGAAGGAGGGUGGGCGGGGCAGGCGCCUCUCGCCCAGGAGAGACUUCGGCGCUGCCAUUGGCUACUUUUAGCCCCAACCCACCACCUCGUCCAAUCGCAAGCCUCGAGAUUCUCCUCCGCAUUUUCCCAGCCCGCUGAGAGCGAACCUCCUUUUUUUCCCCCUCUCUCUCUUCUUUGUAAUACUUUUGGCCUUUGCCGGCUGCCGUCCGGACCAAGCGCGAAUCCUCUCCGGCCGGGGAAAGAAACGAGAGAGCGCGCGGCUUGGCGCCCAGGGAAGAACGAAGCUGCACCGGGAAAGGGGGUAGGGGGCACGGCGGCUCCCUUCCUCCUCAGCCGCGAUGUCCGUCCUCAGCUGGAAGCCGUUCGUCUACGGGGGAUUAGCCUCGCUCGUGGCCGAAUUCGGGACCUUCCCUGUGGAUCUCACCAAAACGCGACUUCAAGUCCAAGGUCAAAGCAUUGAUUCCCGUUUCCGAGAGAUCAAAUAUCGGGGCAUGUUCCAUGCCUUGUUCCGCAUCUCCAGAGAAGAAGGCAUCCUGGCAUUAUAUUCUGGCAUUGCACCGGCAUUAUUAAGACAAGCAUCUUACGGCACCAUAAAGAUUGGUAUAUACCAGAGUUUGAAACGACUUUUUGUGAACCGUUUAGAAGGCCCUGGGCAGAGAGUGACCCGGUCUCUAUGGAGAGUGCUGCGAAUUUUGGCUUACAUCAUGUUCUCCCCAAUUGCAGAUGAGACGUUAUUGAUCAAUGUCAUCUGUGGAGUGAUUUCAGGGGUGAUCUCCUCCGCUCUGGCUAAUCCAACAGAUGUACUAAAGAUUCGAAUGCAAGCUCAGGGCAGCCUGUUCCAGGGCGGCAUGAUAGGAAGCUUCAUAGACAUCUACCAGCAAGAAGGCACACGGGGCCUCUGGAGGGGUGUGGUUCCCACUGCUCAGCGAGCUGCUAUUGUGGUGGGAGUUGAGUUACCAGUCUAUGACAUUACCAAGAAACACUUAAUACUUUCAGGACUCAUGGGGGACACAAUUCUGACACAUUUCAUUUCCAGUUUUACCUGUGGACUGGCUGGUGCCAUCGCUUCCAAUCCAGUGGAUGUCGUUCGAACCCGCAUGAUGAAUCAGCGGGCCAUAGUGGGAAGUGUGGAGCUGUAUAGGGGAACAAUGGACGGCCUGCUAAAGACUUGGAAAAGUGAGGGUUUCUUUGCACUUUACAAAGGUUUCUGGCCAAAUUGGUUGAGACUUGGUCCCUGGAAUAUCAUUUUUUUUAUCACCUACGAGCAGCUGAAGAGGCUCCCUUUUUAAGGUGCCGGUUUGGAUCGGUCAUCCAGCCACCCUUCCCGUUUCCCCUCCAUUCCUGCAUCUUCAUGUAUUUUUAUUUGUAUUGUUUUUGUCUACACGGACUUCGUUUCACCCUCCAUGUGCUGAGCGCUCAGUGUCGGGAGGGUGGCUUCAGGGGGAAGGGCAGUGGUGGGAUUCAGCCAGUCCGCGCCACGUUGGGAGAACCGGUUGUUAACUGUCUGAGUAGUUUGGCAGUUGGAAGAAAUCAUUAGGGCAGAGAACCGGUUGUUAAUUUACUUGAAUCCCACCACUGGGGAAAGGGGAGGAUGGGUCCACAAAUACAGUAUUCAGAGCCUGGUGCACGUGCUUCCCCGCUCCCCCCACCCAAGGGAGAUGGUGGAACAUGGAGGGAAAGCACUUAGGUCUGUGUUUGUAUCUUCCAUGAAGAGAGCUGUGAGUUAAAAAAAUCCUUUUGACUGCCAUGUGGCUUUAGCAGUAGGCAAUUCCACUCCCCUUCUGGCCCAGGGGU